This is a messenger RNA of Anolis carolinensis (green anole), 5368 nucleotides long. It is a transcript of the gene mier3, whose product is annotated as MIER family member 3. The record is from RefSeq and is a predicted model, not a curated record. Gene Ontology annotation, cellular component: nucleoplasm. Gene Ontology annotation, biological process: negative regulation of transcription by RNA polymerase II. The coding region runs from base 399 to 1970 and encodes 523 amino acids. NCBI's taxonomy places the organism in Eukaryota, Metazoa, Chordata, Lepidosauria, Squamata, Anolidae. The transcript is spliced from 13 exons. Gene Ontology annotation, molecular function: transcription corepressor activity; histone deacetylase binding.
GAGCCGCGGGCGCCGGCGGAGCGCCGCCUGGGCGACUAGGCCGCAGUUGGUGCCUGCCCGCCCGCUCUCCACCCAGAGCCACGGAGCGAUGGUCAAUAAGGGGCCCGGGCCCGGCUCGGGCGUCAGGGGCGGCGGGGACGGCCAGGGUCCGGGUUUGGGGGCGACAUACAGAUUUGAGGAAGGAAGAGAGAGAUUCAGAGAGAGAGAGAGAGAGGAGGCGGAAAGAGACGAGGAAGGAAGGACCGGUUUGGAAAAAGGAUGGAGGCUCUGAAGGCUUCCUUUGGGAGUUCGAGCCCAGGUUUGUCCUGUUCAGUUCCUUCUUCUGUGAUUCCGGCAGUGGGAAGCUUUUGGUUGGUUCUUUAUCUUCUGAAGAUCAUGACUUUGACCCUACAGCUGAAAUGUUGGUACAUGACUAUGAUGAUGAGAGAACUCUUGAAGAGGAGGAAAUGAUGGAUGAAGGGAAAAAUUUCAGUUCUGAGAUUGAGGACUUGGAAAAGGAAGGAAGCAUGCCCUUAGAAGACUUACUGGCAUUCUAUGGCUAUGAAUCUGCAAUUCCUGUUAUAGCAAGUUCCAGUGCAGACAGUUCCCCAAGUGAACUUGCUGAUGAACUUCCAGACAUGACUCUGGAUAAAGAGGAAAUAGCCAAAGACCUUUUGUCAGGGGAUGACGAAGAAACACAGUCUUCUGCUGAUGAUUUGACACCAUCAGUUACUUCACAUGAAACCACAGACUUUUUCCCUCGACCUUUAAGAUCAAACACAAUAUGUGACGGUGAUAAAGAAUCAGAUGGUGAAGAUGUUGAAGUGGAUACUGGUAACUCAUCUGAAGAUUUGCGAAAAGAAAUAAUGAUUGGCUCGCAGUAUCAAGCAGAAAUUCCACCUUAUUUGGGUAAAAACUGUGAUAAUGAUGAAAAGGCUUAUGAAAAUGAUGAUCAGCUACUUUGGCAGCCUGAUGUGAUUACAGAGAGUAAAGUUAAAGAGUACCUUUUUGAAACCUCUUUAAGAACUGGAAAUGAAAAAGUGAUUGGGAGAAUUCCUGAGGGAAUACAUACACGAGAUAAUGAACAGGCACUCUAUGAGCUCUUCAAAUGUAACCACAACAUAAAAGAAGCAAUUCAGAGAUACUGCUCAAAUGGAAAAGCGUCUCAAGAGAUGACAGCUUGGACAGAAGAAGAAUGUAGAAACUUUGAACACGCACUUCUGAUUUAUGGGAAGGAUUUUCAUCUCAUCCAAAAAAAUAAGGUGAGGACUAGAACAGUUGCUGAAUGUGUAGCAUUUUAUUAUAUGUGGAAGAAAUCAGAACGAUAUGACUACUUUGCUCAGCAAACAAGAUUUGGAAAGAAGAGGUACAACCACCAUCCUGGAGUGACGGACUAUAUGGAUAGAUUGGUAGAUGAAGCAGAAGCUCUUGGUGGAGCUGUCCAUUCUUCAGCCAUAACCUCAAAUAGCAGAUCGGAGCCUAUUCCUGACCAACAGCUAAGUAUCCUGAAUUCUAUCACUGCCAAUGAUUUGACAGCGCUGACCAACAGUGUUGCCACCGUCUGCCACUCUACAGAUGUGAACUGCUUAGAUGAUGCCUUCCCACCUCUGGAGAGCUUGCCCCGAACAGCAGUUAAUCAUGUGCCUGUUGUAACAGAAGAUUUGCUUAACCUGCCCAGUAAUGGCGAAAGUGAUUGUUUUAAUUUAUUUGAGACUGGGUUUUAUCACUCAGAGUUAAACCCAAUGAACAUGUGCAACGAGGAGUCUGAAAGGCCUGCCAAGAGACUAAAAAUGGGAAUUGCAGUCCCAGAAUCCUUCAUGAAUGACGUCUCUGUAAACAACUUGGGGGUUGACUUUGAGAAUCACACGCAUCACAUUACCAGUGCCAAAAUGGCAGUCUCAGUGGCUGACUUCAGUUUAUCUGCAAACGAGACCAACGGCUUCAUCAGUGCCCAUGCGUUACACCAGCACACUGCCCUCCACUCAGAAUAAGUCUUAUCUGGAAAGAAGAGAUGGUGGACCUCGUUGGCAGUUUAUAGUAAACUUGACGAUUAUGGUCAGGUUUGCUUAGUCUUUCACUGGAAGUUUGAACUAUAUGACAUCAGUGAUGUCUUUAUGUACAGAACUAUAUCUUGAUUUAUCAAGAGUAAUUUCACUUUUUUCCCAGUCCAUAAAUGUGGAAACUUCAUACAUGUUUAGCAGAGUUUGGGGACUAAAAGAACUCUGUGAUGCAGCUUUAAGCUCUGCUUCCUCUUUCUUUCUAAACCUGUAGACAGAGACUGCUGUCUCAAAACCAGCACAGAAGUUCAGAACUGAUUGGAGUGGCUUUUUAGUCUAAGUUGCUUCUGCUUAAUGGAUGCAGUGGAAUAGUGAUUGUUUACAGGUACCAGUCCUGAUCCCUGCUCAAUGUAGCAUUUAAAAAAAAGCAGGGAAAGGUUUCCUUAAUUUAAACUGCACAAACACACAAGGAUAUUUUUAAACAGAACCUUCUCUCAUCCAAUAUUAAAUCAGAGCACUUCAGUUUACAAAACCACAAGUUGAUGAUGGCACAAGGGAAUGUAGGAGCAAAGUCUGAAGACACACAUGGAUGCUCUUACCAAAUUACAGGCCAUGGCUACCUUUUACAGAAAACGCUGUCCAAAGUUUAUUUUUUUGUGUACUUCAAUAUAUUGGCUCAAAUGGUGUGGGAUAUUGUUCCAGGGGCAGGGACAGGUUUGUCUGUAUUUCUGAGGAGUGCAAUGUUGAGACAAAACCAUCAAACAUAAUGUAACUUAUUCGUAAGGCCACUAAAAGAUAAUGGUACAGUCUGCACAGUGUAGGAUUUACCACUGAUGACUUUCACCUGGGGACUCGCCUUAAGUUCAGAGCACUGCAGUUCAAAAUAUUAACGGUAUGAAUGACAGACUCACAGAUGGUGAUAACGCAGUAGGGCUUUGAAGCCAUAACUGUAUUUUAAAGUGUGAACAUAUAUUUACAUAUAUGCACACAUAUAUGUAGGUAUACAUGCAUAUUUUCUUCCUGAAUAGAUAAAGGGCCAAGUGCAUUUUAUAUUCCAGAAAGACUUGGCUAAGGAUAUUUUUUUGCUUGGGAAAACCUUCACAGACAAAGAUUUGGGAGAGGCCACUAGAGCAUUGGCUCUGUUACAAUAUUAAUCAAAAGGUAUUAGUUAUCUGUCCUGAAUGGGUCAUGUUUAUAUAAAAAUGCUGAACAUUCUUACAGUACAGUUGAAAUGCAGUAAAACGUGUCUAGUUUUGCACUUGGCAUUAUACAUAAAUAAUUUUCUUUAAAUAGAUUGCUUUUUUAAAAAAGAAAAAGGGUAAACUUCUCAGUGUUUCAAGUAGUGAUUUUGUGGUUGCACAGCAUUACUAGAAAGCAGAUGCCUUAGUUAAUACUUCAAGGGAGGGUAUUUAUUCGAUAUACUGUGAACUGCAUUGUCAUCCUGAGUUUGAGAUGCAGCGUUUAGUGCCGUGAGCUCCUUGCAGCAUUGUUAGAUGGCUUGGGAGAGUUCCACACAAGAAGAGCACAUUUCACCAUUUUGGGAACAGCUUUUAACGUUGUGGGCAAAAGUUGUUGUCAGCGAGCUUUUCCAAACCAUUCAGCUCAAUCUGUCCUGAUAAGUACACAGUCAAUGAUGGGUAGCCUUGGCCCUGUGUCAGAUUCUGACACUUUUAGCCAAAUUGUCAGCUUCUUUUCUUGUUGCUGUGAUUUGUGCUCAACUCUGUACUUUUUAAAUAUUUGUUCUUGAAUCAACACAUCUGCCAUUUUGUAAGAUAACUGGCCAUAUUUUCUUUAAUUUUUUGUUGAUACAUUCAAGUUAUGGGUUUACAGUGGCUGGUCUGUAUAAAAAUCAUUACACAAAAAAUGUCUGAAUGCUUAUAAUGCCAGUUGCACUUAAAUGAACUCACCCAUUCUCAUUAGCUGAUGCAGUACUAUGUUCAGUUUAUCUAUGCAUUGCUGGGGUCUUAAUGAAGACCGAGACAGUCUAGUUUCUCGUCUAAAGUUUUGAUUGUCAGCAAGUUGAAUGGACACUUUAGUUAUUUAAUAAAGACUUUUGACCAAAAUUCUGAAAAUGGUAUGAGAGAACAAUGAAUUCUGGCUAGUUUUAAUAGAUUUUUAAUUGCUGAUCUAAUUUAGCCUAUUGGCUAGCUAGCUGGUAAUGUUUACUUUUAAUUCCUUGUUAAAAUGAGGCAAUAAUUUGCAAGAUUAUGUAAAUAUGUACAUUCUGCAUAUCUUUUUAGAUAUCUAUUUCAAUAUUUUCUGACUACUUCUGUGUAUAGUAACAUUUUGUGCAUGCUUGAUGUGACAUUCAUACAUUUGUACCACUAUGACUUUAUUCAUGUAAAAUAGCUAUUUAUUGAAUUUCUUUUAUUUUAAAAGCUGGACUUAACCUGUUCUUUUUCUCUACUUUAAACAUUUUAUGGAGAAAUUGUUACUGUUUAUUAAAAGAAUUGGGUUUGAGGGUCGGUAUGAAGGUGGCCGUAUUGAAAGUAUGUGAAGAAAUCUGAAUUGCCUUGAUUUUUAGUGGGUAAAGCACAAUUCUUCUAACAAACUGUGAUGACUUCUUUGUUCAUUGCUUAUAUUCCUCCCUGCCUCCCAUAAAAACAAACCAAAAAUUCAUCGUGGGCAAAUGCAGUUUUGUAGGUGUAUCACUUAACUACAGGGACUCUGAAAAAGAUAGCUAAUUCACUUAGAAAUGUAUCCGGUGCUGUGCUUAGAGCAAUACUUCUACUUUUGUUAGCCAUUCAUCCUCUCACUGGUAGCUUUCAAAGUGUUUAUUUUUCCUCUUGGUGUGUUUCUUCUUGCUAAAUUUUACUUGAAGGCUGUACAAUACCAUCUGAAGUAUACUGAAUUGUGUACAAGUAGGGUGAUUUCUGCAGCUUUCCUCUUUCAAACCAAGUCAAAGCCUUUGUUAAUUUCAGAUCCAAUAGUGUAUUAGUGAUACUAUUUAAUUUAACCAAAGUCUUUAGUGAAUAUUUCAAGUUUGAAUGUAAGCUAGUGGAUAAACUGACCAUUAGAAGACUGUUUGCCCAGUGUUAUAAGCACAUUGUCUAUAAAUGGGAACUAAAUUGAUAUGGUAUCAUGGCUAUAAUUUUUCCAUGGAAGAAUGUUCCAGUUAUUGUUUGAGGUCCUGUGGAGGACUGCAACCCUCCCAGAAGCAACCGGUAAUUCCUUCCAGUCAUUCCUAGGUUCAGUUUGGUAUCUCCUGUGCGUAACGACCGAAAUUAGUGACAAUCGCAACAUUUUAGUAUCUGACACCCAAAAGGAAGUUGCUAUUGUUGCAUUGGUUUUAAUAUUUGUACAUAAACACUGAUUUUUUUGAACAUUAUUUUGUAUUUGUUGUAUUUUAAUACCUGGUGUACAGUUCCAGAAAUAAAUGUCUGGAAACCCUU